AGAGCCUGUCGGGCCAGUGUCUCGCAAGGAUGCGUUGUCGGUGAACUGCUCCGUACGCCGAACCUUCGCCUUCCUCGCGCGCGUUUGUGGGUGACAGAUCUUCGUCUGAGAAGUCGCUGUGAACGUUUUGAUUGCGGAUAGACUACCAGGGCGAAGCGUCUUCCGAAACUGCGGCCAGCUAUGCCGCCUGGUGCACCGCCUUCCGGCUGUGGUAUUGAAGGUCGGACCACCACUGGCGCGCAGUUGCUCCCUGGAAGUAGGAGUCGGCAGAGAGAAACCGAGGAGUCUGGGUCUCCAGUGAGCGACCUGUGAGGGCGAAGACGCUCCGUGACUUCACAUUCUCCAAAGAAACAACUCAGCCAUGUCCGGCACUUUCUACAGAGUGAGCUGAAAAAAACAAAACAAGAACAAAAGAACUCGAGCGUGUAUUCCGGUAUCAUGCAAGUGCUCCAAUCAUCCAGUCAUGAAAACCCCGUCGGACGCUUCCCGACAGCAGUUGACGAGCAAUAGAUGCGAACCCAGCUUAUUAGGGAGCCAUCGCGCCGCUGACACUUCAAGUCCGGCGCACCAUGCAUCGCACGGGUCUUCGCGAAAUCUCCGAAUCCGGUGACCAGGGCAGCUGACGACGGGACCUCCAGCGAGGAGGCCAUGUAGCCAGCCCGGGCCGAGUAUUCCACCGAUGGCCGCGGCGGCGUUGCGCCAUCCCUGGGUCCCUUGACGGGGGCUCGCCGACGAUGCACCGGCAGACUGCGUCUAGACCCUCUCCGAGUGCCCUCCUCCUCUCACUGCUCAUCAUGGCAGCCGCCGCCGCGGGAGCGGGAGGCACGGCUUCGCCGCACGGCGGUAGCUGCCCGUCGGCCUGCAGCUGCAAGUGGAGCGGCGGCAAGCGCACCGCCGAGUGCGCCGGCUUGUCGGGCAGCGUGCCGCAGCACCUGCCGGGCGACACGCAAGUGCUAAACCUCACCGGAAACAUCCUCAAAACCCUGCCGGGCGGUCACUUCCAGCAGGCGCGCCUGGUGCACCUGCAGCGCAUCUACCUGUCGCGCUGCGGCAUCGUCCUCAUGGCGGACGACGCGUUCCGAGGCCUCAACAACCUCGUCGAGCUCGACCUGAGCCACAACUUCCUCACGGCCGUUCCCAAGCUGGCGCCCUAUUGCCCGCUGCUGCGACGAUUGCAGCUCAGCGCAAAUCCCAUACAGAGGCUGGGCGGACACAGCUUCCGAGGACUGCACAGUCUCGUCUCGCUCGAGCUCAGUCAGUGUCAGCUGGCCUGGCUCGAAACGAGCGUCUUCGCCGAUCUACAUUCACUAGAGGUACUUCGACUCGACGGCAAUCGGCUACGCUCGCUACCUCCGGACGGCCUGACACUGCCACCGCUGCACUCGUUGGACCUGAGCGACAACCCGUGGCACUGCGACUGCAACCUGCGCAGCCUGCGGCAGUGGAUGCAUCAACGCAACGUGCCGCUCUCGGUGCCGCCGCGCUGCGAAGGGCCUCCCAGGCUCGCCCGGCGCCUCUGGAGCCAGCUGGAACCGGACGACUUCGCCUGCGCGCCUCGAGUGGCGGCCAGCGAGCUGCGCGUAGGCGCCGUCGAAGGCGAGAACGCCACGCUACAGUGUGACAUCAACUCCCUGCCGGCCGCCAACGUCAGGUGGCUCUGGAGGAGCCGCGUCAUCGUCAACCUGUCGCUCAUAUCGUUCGGGCGUCAGAUGUACCUGCUGCGGGCCAGCCAAAAUGGCCGCCGUCAGCAGUCGAGCACUCUCACCAUCAUCAACGUGAUGCUCAAGGAUAGCGGACGCUACGUGUGCGCCGCGGGCAACCGCGCUGGCAACCAGACGGCCAACGUGACGCUCAUAGUGCGACCGCGUUCAGCCGACCUCGCUGCGCUGUCGGCGCCCGAGAUAGUCGGCAUCGUGCUAGGCCUACUUCUGCUCCUCGCCCUAGUCGCCGCCUCGGCGUGCCUGCUGGCAGUGCGCAGGCCUGUAAGCAGGGGGCCUCGGGCCGCGAAGGAGACGCAGAUGCGGCUCGAGUCGCUCCUGCUCGAGUCCAAGCAGCGGUCGUCGGACGCCGGCAGUCUGCAGGCCAACUCCGAGGAGCAGUCCGGGAGUCCGGCUCCCCUGCUGAGCUCCAACAAGAAGCAGGCGACGGCCAAGUCGGGCAUCGUGGCGGCCGUGUUGCGUGGCGAGUAUAGGACUCUGCGCGCGUGCCGCGGCGCGAACAAGGAGGAAGAACAAGGUGGCGCUAGCGACGUGGUGACUGACGCACUCCGCGUGUCUGCCGGUGCACCGAGGCACGAACUGGUGUGCGCGACCAGAAAGCGGCCCCCGGCGAUCGUGGCCAAUCCGCUAUCACCCGGUGCGAGGGAUUCGCCGGACGAGGGGCUCGGAGAUGAGCGAGAGUACGAGACAGACAUCCUUGACUGACCUAUCGGAGGUGGCCCGAUGAAACGACGCCUGCCAAGCGGUCGCGUGGAUUUCCACUGCUCAUCACCAUCAUGAAUGGUCACCAAAACAUUCUUCCUUCGGCGGAGCGAAAAACAGAACACUACGUAUCGAACACCACCGGUCUUAACUCAACGCAUAUCGACGGUUUUGAGAGGUCUGCCCAAAAGAGUAACAUCCGACGGCACCGUUUCCCUAGCCUGAUCAGAUCCCAAUGACUUCGGCUGCGCCAAGAUGUCGGCCUGAAAUGUGAGAAGACGCGAAUGUAAGAACUCCCGAAUGAACUACACGAAAGCGAGGUGUAAAUCUAAAAGUGAGGUAUAUUUUACGUGAUAAAGUAUUACGAGAACAUCUCGUAGUAAAGCCGAGUUUCGAAAAGUAACUAUAAGAGAUUUACGAAAGUUGAUGUUAAUACCGGAAUACUGAAUUUGUUUUGAAAGGGCACAACAAGGCGGGCGCCAGGCUUUGUUCCAGUUCUGAAAUCUUCCGCAAGCAGCGGACAUUAUAAGUCGAGUGGCGUUCAUUAUUUUCCCUUUCACGUGUACUAUAAUGUUGCUGAUUGCGUUUAACGUAAUACAACUGGAAUUAAAUUAACUGUCCUUAAUCUAUUGCAGGUAGGUACAAUAUAACAGGAAAUAAAUUGAGACCCGUAAAACUAUAUAACACAGAAAAAUGGCCAGGAAAGCUGUCGAUAACUAACAAAAAAAAUACCUGCUAGCGGAGAGGUGACCGCACUGACAAUAUAAAAAAAAGGAUCGACCAUCUUGCUUACAUUGGUGAUGUGAAGAAGUAAAAAAUCUGACUGACAAUGAGCGUCGAAGAAAAUUGUAGCAAUCGGAAUAUGGUAUGGUGUGGGAUCAAAAAUUUUAUUGAGAUCCUUGAGGUCGCGCUAGUUUCCUAUCCCGAAGCUCAUAAAAUAAAAAUUUGAAGCCGAGGAAUAUACGGAGGAUACUCAAAUGUCCUUGACUAACGUCCAUUGAAUGGGGAAACGAAUUAUUCUAGUCGGAGGAGAAGGCAGCCAUAUUGAAUAUAUAUAAAGAAAACGAAAAAAAAGGACAAAGACUGAGAAGCGAAAGGACCCCACAUCAGAUCUGAACCUCACUGAAAGUCUAUUCGCAAGGUUUGUUUAGGUACUUCGCAGGAUAUAUAUUUCCAGCAAUACUGUGGAGCCCCGAUGUCUCAAGCCUUCUCCGCUCCGUGGCGCCCGCAGUCCCCUGAUCUCAGAUACAACAGUGAUUUUCCCGAAUUAGAACACGUUACGGUGGCAUCACGUUCUUGUUUGCGAUGAAGAAGAAGGCCUCUUUCCCUCUUUGACCGCGAAUCAGAGAAGGAGGAGGGACCAUCAGUUGUUGUGGUGCGUCAUUGUCUGUUGUGUCUGUGCACCUGCUUGUUCGCGGUCUGUGUGUAUGUAGGUGUCCUUGUAUACCAAGCGAACCAAUCACGUGGCGCUUAGCCUCAUAGGGCGCAUCCCACGAUGACGACUACUACUACUACUACUACUACUACGUGAACUUCUUCAUCAUGAGGACUUAACCGAGUGAUGAUCAUCCCACGUGCGAAAACAGUCAAGAAAAAGAAGAAGAAAAGAAGCAAGCCAUGCGAAAGCGUCGCACUCGCAGCUCUGUGUUUGUGUGUCUGUGCUCGUGCGGCGUGUUCAGCUCGUAGGGUUGAAAAACAAACGUGAACAAAGACGGGUGCGCUUGAUGGAUACUACAACGUGCUGUGCAAUAGCUUCGAGACAAAGUGGACGCCUCCCCAUCUACGAGUGAAGCGCCCUCUGUGCCCCCUCGUGAUUUGACGUUGCGCGGAGGAGAGGGGGAAGGGAAAGGGAAGGAAUAAUCAACGUAGUGACAUCGACCCUCGUGUUCCAUUCCGGAGUAAUCAUAUUCAUUUUUUUUUCUCUGUUCUCGUUGUUACUCGCGUAUGACGCGUUACUUCGUCCGCGGGAGAGAUAUAUAGAGAGUGUGUCACGUCACGUUAUUGAUGCGAGACUAUCGGGAAGUGUGAAGGAAGGGUCUUAAUUCCUCGGAGAGUUCGCAGCUAGCUCGAACGAAAAACAAGAGAAAGCUGAAACAAACAUUCGAAGAGGAGAGGUUGCAGGACGUUGAAGUACUUUAAAGUAAGCUCCCUCUUUAACCUAAAGAGAAAGUCGAGGAAAAAGAGAGCUCUCAACUUUCUUUCGGGUGGGGCACCUAAUUAAACAGCGAAGGUCUCUACUUCGCUCGCGAAGUGUCACACGUUCGAGAAAAACGAAGGGGGGGGGAGAAAGGAAGUUGAGGAUCGGAACUUGCAUAACUUGCGCAGGGAGGGCCGCGCGAGGGAGGAAAAAGUAGAUAAUGAGAGAUAAUGUGCGUUGGCCAGACUAAAAAGAGGGAACACGACGAUAGUAACGUCAAAAAAAAAAAAAAGGUGGGGAAGUAAAGAAGGGAGACAAGGAUAGAAAGAGCGCGCCGAUACAUCGCUCUGUAACGACACUAGAGAUGAACAAAAGAGAAACAUAAGGAAAACAAAAUAGCGUGUUCUCCCCGUCAGCCACGUAAGGUAGUUGGCUAAGGGCACCCUUGGUGGGCGCUAAUCCGCGUACCCUACGCGGGGAUCGCGGGAGGGAUUUUCAGCGGCGACAAUGGGUCAUCGAGGAGCCGGCAGGCCUCAUCCAUCUUGCUCUCGAAGGAACGGUGUCAAAUUACGUGCGAAUAUUAAAAUGUUUUGUUUUCCUUA
Molecule: messenger RNA, 5159 nt
Organism: Rhipicephalus sanguineus (brown dog tick)
Lineage: Eukaryota; Metazoa; Arthropoda; Arachnida; Ixodida; Ixodidae
Product: leucine-rich repeat-containing protein 4C
Exons: 5
Coding region: 735-2423 (562 amino acids)
Molecular function (GO): protein binding
Source: RefSeq, a predicted model, not a curated record